Zalophus californianus (California sea lion) is the source of this 987-nucleotide messenger RNA. RefSeq names its product sperm mitochondria associated cysteine rich protein (gene SMCP). Bases 360 to 701 code for a protein of 113 amino acids. The record is from RefSeq and is a predicted model, not a curated record. NCBI's taxonomy places the organism in Eukaryota, Metazoa, Chordata, Mammalia, Carnivora, Otariidae. The transcript has 4 exons.
AUUAACUGCCAGCUUGCUGAGCAACUACUACCCACGAGGCACCAUGUAAGGAUGAAGAUGCACUAACGGCCAUAAAGACUGAGGCUGAUCCAGGACUCAAGUUCACAAGAGGUGACCCAGCUGAAGCCAGCAGGAAAGAAAAGCCUGUGGCAAGGAGAAUCUUGAGGAUCUGACCAUCAUGGAGGGAAGACAUACCUGGGCAGGAGCUCAGAGGCUGCUCACUUCCUGCUAACCUCAGUGUCAUUACUAGUCAAGGGCUCAUUCAUCCUAUAUAAAGCCAGCUGGCUUCUGACUUCACAUCAGACCAGAGCAACCAGACACCCCAUUCUCUGUGUACCAGAUCCAGCCUCCUGUGAAGCAUGAGUUCCCACCAGCAGAAGCAGCCCUGCACUGCUCCCCCCCAGGCUCAGCAGCAGCAGGUGAAACAGCCCUGCCAGCCUCCACCCCAGGAACAAUGUGCCCCCAAAACCAAGGAGCCAUGCCACCCCAAGGUUCCAGAGCCCUGCCACACCAAAGCUCCUGAGCCAUGUCACCCCAAGGCUCCAGAGCCCUGCCACCCCAAAGCUCCUGAGCCCUGCCACCCCAAGGCUCCAGAGCCCUGCCACCCCAAAGCUCCUGAGCCCUGCCACCCCAAGGUUCCUGAGCCAUGUGUCCCAACGGUCACUCCAGCACCAGCUCAGCAGAAGACCAAGCAGAAGUAAUGGGGUCCACAGCCAAGCAAGCCCUUGAGGAGCCAACCACUGGAUGCUGAAUCCCCUCUCCCAUUCUGCUUCUGUGUCUUACUUACAAUUAGCAUGCUGGCACCCUGAGUCAUACCCUCCCUCUUUGCACCCUCUACAAGAUUUCCCUCACAUUGCUCUAGAGGGCUCUGAGCCUCUGAAUGAUGCUGAGAGUCUCACUGGCUGAGCUACUCUUUUAACUGCUCAGGGCUCAACUAAAGAGGGGCCUGGGGAUCAAGUGGAUCUUUCCUGCCUUCUCCCCAUUAAA